Molecule: messenger RNA, 4308 nt
Organism: Callithrix jacchus (white-tufted-ear marmoset)
Lineage: Eukaryota; Metazoa; Chordata; Mammalia; Primates; Cebidae
Gene: SENP6
Product: SUMO specific peptidase 6
Biological process (GO): proteolysis; protein desumoylation; regulation of kinetochore assembly
Cellular component (GO): cytoplasm; nucleus
Molecular function (GO): SUMO-specific endopeptidase activity
Source: RefSeq, a predicted model, not a curated record
GCAGCGGCGGCAGCUAAAGCUGCUGUGGCGACCGACGCGAGGCGGUGGCAGAGGAGACCCACCCCUGUCCACAUGGACAGCCGUAAAGGCCUCCGCUGAUGCAUUCACGCCUGGGCGGGGUGGGCGGACGGCCGUAGCGGCGGCGGCUGCAGAAGGAGCGAGGGGCCUGGAGGCGCCUGACGGUCGCAGCGACCUCGCCGCUCCGGCGCGGCGAGUGCGGCCAUUUUACGGCCUGGGACGAAGGGAGACGUGUUUGUGUGCUCGCCUUCAUCCUAAUUUCUUGGGAACCCACUGCUAGGGGAGGUUUCUUAGGCAGUCUGGGUGGGCGGUGGAUGGGGAGUCGCGGGCCGAGAGGAACCGGGCCCGGGAAGCGCCGCCGUCGACGUCGCCGCUCGCGUUCCCCCGGAGGGGCCUGAGGAGAAGCUCGGGCCGCGGGCCUCGCCGCCCGCCAGCCCGCGGACAGGCCGGGGCGCGCCUGGCCUGCUUUUGUGUAGGCCCGUCUGAACGUGGGAGCGCCGCCCGCCUGACGGCUGAGCCCGAGGCCCGCAACCCUGCGGCGGCUACCCUCCUCCGGCGCGGCCCCUCAUCCCGGCGAGCACGGCGGCGGUGUGGGCCAUGGAUUAAGAAGGAGGCGGCGUGGGAGGAGGAAGAUGGCGGCCGGCAAGAGCGGCGUCAGCGCCGGGGAGAUUACUUUUCUGGAAGCUUUGGCUAGAUCAGAGUCUAAGAGAGAUGGAGGUUUUAAAAAUAAUUGGAGCUUUGAUCAUGAAGAAGAAAGUGAAGGAGAUACAGAUAAAGAUAGGACAAAUCUGCUCAGUGUGGAUGAAGAUGAGGAUUCUGAAACCUCAAAAGGGAAAAAGUUAAAUCGUCGAUCUGAAAUUGUUGCUACAAGUUCUGGUGAAUUCAUCUUGAAGACAUAUGUAAGACGAACCAAGUCUGAAAGUUUUAAAACUUUGAAAGGCAACCCAAUUGGACUUAACAUGUUGAGCAACAAUAAGAAACUGAGUGAGAAUGCGCAAAAUACAUCAUUAUGUUCUGGAACUGUAGUUCAUGGUAGACGUUUUCAUCAUGCUCAUGCACAGACACCAGUAGUAAAAACAGCAGCCCAAAGCAGUCUGGACCGAAAAGAAAGGAAAGAAUAUCCACCUCAUGUCCAAAAAGUUGAAAUUAAUCCUGUAAGGUUAAGUCGGCCCCAAGGUGUUGAACGUAUAAUGAAGAAAACAGAAUCUGAGUCUGAAUCACAAGUGGAGCCUGAAAUUAAGAGGAAAGUACAACAGAAGCGGCACUGUAGUACCUAUCAGCCUACUCCUUUAUCUCCUGCUUCAAAAAAAUGUUUAACCCAUUUGGAGGAUUUGCAAAGAAAUUGCAGACAAGCUAUUACUUUGAAUGAGUCUACUGGACCAUUAUUAAGAACAUCAAUUCAUCAGAAUUCUGGAGGACAGAAGUCACAAAACACAGGAUUAACAACCAAGAAGUUUUAUGGCAACAGUGUAGAAAAGGUUCCAAUUGAUAUUAUUGUGAAUUGUGAUGAAAGUAAACACAGUUAUUUACAGACUAAUGGAAAAGUCAUUUUACCUGGGGCAAAAAUACCCAAAAUCACAAACUUGAAAGAAAGGAAAACAUGUUUGUCAGACCUAAAUGAUCCAAUUAUUUUGUCCAGUGAUGAUGAUGAUGACAGCGACAGAACUAACAGAAGAGAGAGCAUAUCUCCUCAGCCUGCUGAUUCAGCAUGUUCUUCCCCGGUACCAUCCACUGGAAAAGUAGAAGCAGCACUGAAUGAAAAUACUUGCAGGAUAGAGCAUGAACUACGAAGCAUUCCAGAAGACUCAGAGUUAAAUACAGUUACAUUGCCAAGAAAAGCAAGAAUGAAAGACCAGUUUGGCAAUUCUAUUAUCAACACACCUCUAAAACGUCGUAAAGUGUUUUCUCAAGAAACUUCAAUUGAUCCUUUAUCUUUAAGCUGCCAAAGUUCCUUUGACAGUGUCAUUUUAAACUGUCGAAGUAUCCGAGUAGGAACACUCUUUCGACUAUUAAUAGAACCUGUAAUUUUUUGUUUAGAUUUUAUCAAGAUACAGCUAGACGAACCAGACCAUGAUCCUGUAGAGAUUAUUUUAAAUACCUCUGAUCUAACUAAAUGUGAAUGGUGUAAUGUCCGAAAAUUACCUGUAGUGUUUCUUCAGGCAGUACCAGCAGUUUAUCAAAAGCUGAGCAUGCAACUGCAAAUGAAUAAGGAGGAUAAAGUUUGGAAUGAUUGUAAAGGAAUAAAUAAAUUAACAAAUUUGGAAGAACAGUAUAUAAUCUUAAUUUUUCAAAAUGGCCUUGAUCCUCAGGCAAAUAUGGUAUUUGAAAGUAUCAUUAAUGAAAUUGGAAUAAAGAAUAACAUUUCCAAUUUUUUUGCAAAAAUUCUUUUUGAAGAAGCCAAUGGCAGACUUGUUGCCUGUACGAGAACCUAUGAAGACAGCAUCAAAGGAAGUUGUGGGCAAAAAGAAAACAAAAUCAAAACUGUGUCAUUUGAAUCUAAAAUACAACUUAGAAGCAAACAGGAAUUUCAGUUUUUUGAUGAAGAAGAAGAAACUGGAGAAAACCACACUAUCUUCAUUGGCCCAGUAGAAAAGUUGAUAGUAUAUCCACCACCUCCAGCUAAGGGAGGCAUCUCCGUUACCAAUGAGGAUCUGCAUUGUCUAAAUGAAGGAGAAUUUUUAAAUGAUGUUAUUAUAGACUUUUAUUUGAAAUACUUGGUGCUUGAAAAACUGAAGAAAGAAGAUGCUGACCGAAUUCAUAUAUUCAGUUCCUUUUUCUAUAAACGCCUUAAUCAGAGAGAGAGGAGAAAUCAUGAAACAACUAAUCUGUCAAUACAGCAAAAGCGACAUGGGAGAGUAAAAACAUGGACCCGGCAUGUAGAUAUUUUUGCAAAGGAUUUUAUUUUUGUACCCCUUAAUGAAGCUGCACACUGGUUUUUGGCUGUUGUUUGUUUCCCUGGUUUGGAAAAACCAAAGUAUGAACCUAAUCCUCAUUACCAUGAAAAUGCUGUCAUACAGAAAUGUUCAACUGUAGAGGACAGUUGUAUUUCUUCAGCCAGUGAAAUGGACAGUUGUUCACAAAACUCUUCUGCCAAGCCUGUAAUUAAGAAGAUGCUAAACAAAAAACAUUGCAUAGCUGUAAUUGAUUCCAAUCCUGGGCAGGAAGAAAGUGACCCUCGUUAUAAGAGAAACAUAUGCAGUGUGAAAUAUAAUGUGAAAAAAAUAAAUCAUACUGCGAGUGAAAAUGAAGAAUUGAAUAAAGGAGAAUCUACAUCCCAGAAAGUUAAUGAUAGGACUAAAAGUGAGAAUGGCCCACAGAAUGAAGGUUUAAGUUCCACGCAUCAUACAGAUGGCUUAAGCAAAAUCAGACUAAACUAUGGUGAUGAAUCAACUGAAGGUGGUAAAAUGCUUGAAGAUGAACUCAUCGACUUCUCAGAGGAUCAGGAUAACCAGGAUGAUAGCAGUGAUGAUGGAUUCCUUGCUGAUGACAACUGCAGUUCAGAGAUAGGACAGUGGCAUUUAAAGCCUGCUAUCUGUAAACAACCUUGUAUCCUACUUAUGGACUCACUCCGAGGCCCUUCUCGGUCAAAUGUUGUCAAAAUUUUAAGAGAGUAUUUAGAAGUGGAAUGGGAAGUUAAAAAAGGAAGCAAAAGAAGUUUUUCCAAAGAUGUUAUGAAGGGCUCUAAUCCAAAAGUACCACAGCAAAACAACUUCAGUGACUGUGGUGUAUACGUAUUGCAGUAUGUGGAGAGCUUUUUUGAGAAUCCAAUUCUCAAUUUUGAACUACCUAUGAAUUUGGCAAACUGGUUUCCUCCACCAAGAAUGAGAACAAAAAGAGAAGAAAUCCGAAACAUAAUUCUGAAGCUGCAGGAAGAUCAGAGCAAAGAGAAAAAAAAACAUAAGGACACUUACUCUACAGAAGCACCUUUAGGCGAAGGAACAGAACAAUAUGUCAAUAGUAUCUCAGAUUGACCAUUUCUGUUACUUAUCAGUUCUGCCUUCAGAAACUAAAUGACUUUCAAGUUUGGGUAUAGACAAUAAAGAACUGAAGUGCUUACUACUCAGUGAUUUAGAAAUUUUGAUGCUUGUAUAAAUGUCAUAUAAUUAAUUUCCAAAGGAGUAUGUAUUAAGUAAAAGUCUGUAAAUAUGUUAAUGAGGCCAAUUUUUCCAGCAUUUAUAAUUAUUUUUUUUCACUUCUUAGGAAGUUUUUGUUAUGUAUUUUCUGUUCAUAGUACCUAAAAUUGCAACUUCUAAACACAAAUAAAGAGAAAAUAUUUAUAGGAGGAAAUGA